Heterotrigona itama is the source of this 1937-nucleotide messenger RNA. Lineage: Eukaryota; Metazoa; Arthropoda; Insecta; Hymenoptera; Apidae. The record is from the annotation of a GenBank genome assembly.
AUGAGAAAGAAGGAAAAAAAAAAAGAAACCGUGAUGAGAUCAACCGUUGAACCUGCGUUGUGAUAUGUAUAAUGUGAACGUAACGAAAAUGACAUACAUAAGACACACUUUCACAAAUCUUUAACUGCUCUUUUUUUCUGAAUCCCGCGGUGUUUCGCUGCGACGAUCGUAGCAACAUUAGCAGUUUCCCUUCACAAGGUGAUGUAACGUAGAAACAAGACGAAUGUCCUUAAAGAAAUUCCAUGCGGUUAAUCCUCCUCUCUCAGGUAUGGAAUUUGAAAUAAUGAUAAAUAUCAUUGUAGCGAUAUAAGGUUUCAUAUUUUCAUAUUAAAUAUCGUAGAUCACUCGAAAGGAAGGAAAGGAUUAGUUCCAAAAGAAACGGAGCAAUAGUAGCAGUGGCGAUAAUGAUGCUGACGAUGAUAUUGAUGACAGUAAUGUUAGUGGAUGGUACUAGAAAUAGCGCACUCUAUUCGUAUUGUUGGAUAUUAGGAUUCCUGAAAAUGAAAGCAACUGUUUUUAUAUAUGUUUUCUGUCUCCAAUAAUUGAUUCUGCUGCUCGUUCAAACAAUAUAUUAUUCAUAAUACACAUAAACUUAUAAUAUACAAAAUAAUAUUUCGAUAUGAAAUAUUACUUUAUAUCAAACUCGUUGCAGCAACACUUUUUUACGCGAGAAUCACAACAAUUUUUAUUAAGGAAUAUGCACAUCAAUUUUUACACAGGAAUAUGCCCGUUUCACUAACUUCAAUUUCAACAAUACUUUUUAAUCAUUCAUAGGAAACUAUUUUUAUCGUAUUAAUAAUGUGUUUCUUUCAAUCUUUCACCAUCUCCUUCUCCCUUUUUCUUUUUCUCUAUUCCUUUUUUUGACUUCGCACUUCUUCCUUUUAUCAUUUAUUCAACUUACAUAUUGAAUAAUUAAUGGACAUAAUAAUUUUAAUUUUAAUUUGAGGUUUUAUUCACAAGAAGUGAAUAUAUAUUACACACUAUAAGAUAAACCUAUAAAAUUGAAUUUGUUUCAAUAUAAAAUUUUGCCUUAUAAUUUUCUGUAAAAUUCUGUUAAAAAUUUUCAUAAUGAAGUUAGUGGAACAUUACAUAAUUUCAUUAAAUGUCAUCGAUCGUAUUUUCUAUUUUAAUUGGAACUGAAAGGUGGAAAACAGCAACAAACCAUAGGAUGAUACUAGUAAAAAAAAAAGUGUAUAUUAUUUGUUAGUAACAAUACUACGUAAAAAAUUUUAAUAAAUGUAAACUUUUACUUUUCUUUAUAAAAUUCAAAGAUACUAAUUUACUUAUUUGUAGCAUGUAAAUACAAGUUAUAUUAGUUAAUAUUGGAAUAAUAUUGUUAACAAUAGCCAUAGUAUAAUAAUAAUGACAAUAACAAUAGCGGCAGUAGUAUUUUUAAAACGAUAACGAACAACAUUUUUGUAUAAUUUUUAACCCUUUGCUAGUAAUAAAAUAACAUUUAUACAUUUUAAUUAAUAAAAAUAUUGACUUUUCUUUUUUAAUUAUAAAAUAUUUCUCUCAAAUCGUUUUCACUAGAUAUGACAUCUUUCUCUUCUCUUGCAGAUUGCAAAUUCCAUCUACUUAUUUUUAAAUCAAAAUCGAAUUAUAUAAAUUAAAUACAUUAUAAUAUAAUAAAAAAAUCAUUAAUAUUGUCGGAAGAUAAUUGUUAUGAAUAUUAAAUGAAACCCUUUAGAUGCUUUAAGUUAAAAUAAAUUAAAAUUUUUCAUUUUUCAAUUGAUCAUAUUUAAAUAAUUUUUUCAACUAAAAUUAUUCUGAAUUCUUGAAUAUGAAAUAUUGUUAUUACAGAAAUUUUUGUGAAAUAAUAAUAUUCCAUCGUCUAACGAUUCAUCAAACUAUCUCUAUUCAAUAUUUAGUUUAGAAAUUCUAAACAAAAUAGAAAAAACUUAAUCUCUAAGUAUGAAACUCAGACAGAACUAUAA